GUUAGACGUUCAAAUGGCGAUAAGCAGGUGGCGAAUGGGAUAAGAUGGUAUCUCUAACUUGUCGAUUAGCGAUAAGAUUAUAUGCCAGACUAGCGCCAGCCAAGUUGCUUUAGGACCGAGCGGGCAGUUCUGCAUCAGCGGUGUGUGCGACUGGUUUGCCUGUCAGCAUGUGGCGUUCUUUGUUUUGGAGUUUUUGUGGCCUGAUUGUGCUCUUUGGCUCAACUUGGACCGCUACGUCUACGUACUACACGGCUGGCGUAGUGGAGUUUCGAUUACGUGUGAGUGGAGCCAGUUCAGCGCAGCUGCUCGAUGAACAUUUAGAGGCCUAUCUGGCACUGAUACGUUCGCCUGAGGCUAAUGAAACUGACAUCAUUGUCUUUCCCGAGGGCACGCUUAAUAGUGUACUGCAGCUGACUGCUGUGCCGGCUCCCGGUAGUUUUAAUAACAGUCUGUGCAACGGGGCACAGAUCGACGAGCAAGUGGCGCCCUUUCUACGCCAGUUGGCCUGUGCAGCGCAAGAAACGUCAACAUAUUUGGUUAUCAAUGUGAAGGAGCGCGAAGCAUGCGAGACUGGAGACCCAUGCUCUUCCAAUGGCUAUAAUGUGUUCAACACCAAUGUGGUGUUCGAUCGCAAUGGUACUGUCAUAUCACGCUACCGCAAAUGGAACCUUUACCUGGAGCCAAUGACCAAUCAGACAGCUGCACCUGAGCUGGCUACCUUUCAGACAGACUUUGGAGUGACCUUUGGCCAUAUCAUAUGCUUCGAUAUGCUAUUUUAUACGCCCGCGCAAGACCUAAUCGAGAAGUUGGAUGUGCGGGAUGUGAUUGUGACGAAAAUGUUCAACUCGGAGCUGCCCUUUUUGACAGCCUCCCAACUGCAACAGGGCUGGGCAUGGGGCAACAACGUGAAUCUGCUGGCUGCAGGGGCCAGUUAUCCGCAGGCUGGUAUUAGUGGUAGUGGAAUCUAUGCCGGACAGCAAGGAGCGCUGGUACGUCGCAUGGUGGGUGAUAGUGACGAAGGCGUCCGGGAGUUACUGGUGGCCCGGGUACCCUUUUGGCCAACGCCAGCUGAGGCCGUGGAUGUGCCUAGACCAUUGCCGGCGCAGCGGCGUCUUCUGUUGCUGCAGCAGCCAAGGCUGGAGGAUUUCAACACACAACUGCUGGAGCCGCAUAACGGCAGCAGCAGCUAUCGACUGUGUCAGCAGGAUUUGUGCUGCGAGUUUCAGCUGAAUACUACGAUCGUGGCCAACAAUAUUGAGUCCAGCUAUCAUUAUCGCUUGGGCGUCUUUGUGGGCCAGCGGACCUAUGAGGAGGCGCGGUAUAGCGUGGUGCGUCUCUGCGGACUGUUUGCUUGCCACAAUGCCAGCCUUGAAAGCUGCGGGCAAUUGCACGACGAGGUGGAGGGAGAGGCCCCAUCGACGUAUCUGCAGUUUAGCGAGCUGAGUAUUAGAGGCGAGUUUGUUCAGCGAGAGCGGCGGCUCCUCAUGCCGAGCACGCUAAGCUCGUCGUUAUAUGCACUGCAGGCCUCUGAAAUGGAUUGGCAGUUGGAAGAGUGCAAGGACAGUGCCAAAACGCUGGUGGAGAUGCGUCUGUUGCAGCUUCAGUCAGAGCUUCUUACCUUUGGCAUAUAUGGCAACUAUUUUGAUGAACGAAGCGCAGCCAAGUCGCAGAACCUAAGCGUGGCAAUGCUCCUGCUAUCUGGUUUAAUGCUUUGGAGUAGUUGCAGCUGGCUGGGUCUCGGGUUUUAGAAGCGAGUGCAUUUUUAUUAUAGAUGGUCGAACCACACAUUAAAAAUCUGGCUAGUUAUUGCUUUGUUUCCUUCAUGAACUACAUUUUAUCACUCUGUCUUUGUCACCCGUUUCACAGACGUAUUUUCGUGGCACACCCGACAAAAGACUUCAUAACACUAAUAACAUAGACGCUGAACCUCUGAAAUGCUUAAGGGUUAAAGGGUAUACCAAAAAGUCUUACCACUUUAUGUGCUUAACAUGUAUACUCGUAUAUAAGAAAUAUACUUGUCUUAUCCAUAGG
Messenger RNA from Scaptodrosophila lebanonensis, 2031 nucleotides. Its product is annotated as vanin-like protein 3. Lineage: Eukaryota; Metazoa; Arthropoda; Insecta; Diptera; Drosophilidae. Gene Ontology annotation, molecular function: hydrolase activity, acting on carbon-nitrogen (but not peptide) bonds, in linear amides. The record is from RefSeq and is a predicted model, not a curated record. The coding region runs from base 168 to 1748 and encodes 526 amino acids. The transcript has 2 exons.